GCACAACUUGGCUAGCAGUGAGCCUCUCUAAAGCAGUGGAGAAGCCUAAGCUAUUAUCAAGUUCUUCCACUUCGCCAUGAUGAUACCGCCCAAAAAAAUGAGGCCACUGCUGUUUCUGAUUUCCCAGGUGGCCAUCUUUGCCCUGUUGUUCCAUCUCUAUGGCCACAACUUCAACUCCCUGUCCACCAAGGCAGAGCCCAAGCCCAUGCACGUGCUGGUCCUGUCUUCCUGGCGCUCCGGCUCUUCUUUUGUGGGACAGCUUUUUGCACAGCACCCGGACGUCUUCUACCUGAUGGAGCCCGCCUGGCACGUCUGGAUGACCUUCACACACAGCACCGCCUGGAGGCUGCAGAUGGCAGUGAGGGACCUGAUCCGUGCUGUUUUUCUGUGUGACAUGAGUGUCUUUGAUGCCUACAUGAAACCCGGUCCUCGAAGGCAGUCCAGCCUCUUCCAGUGGGAGAACAGCAGGGCCCUGUGCUCCCCGCCUGCCUGCAACGUCUUCUCCCGGGAUAGGAUCAUCCCCCAGGCUCACUGCAAGCUUCUGUGCAGUCAGCAGCCUUUUGAGGUGGUAGAGAAGGCCUGCCGCGCCUACAGCCACGUGGUGCUCAAGGAGGUACGCUUCUUCAACCUGCAGGUGCUCUACCCACUGCUGAGAGACCCCUCCCUCAAUCUGCACAUUGUGCACCUGGUACGGGACCCCCGGGCGGUGUUCCGUUCUCGAGAACGCACCACUGGAGAACUCAGGCUUGACAGCCGCACCGUGUUGGGGGAGCAUUGGGAGAAACUCAAGGAGGAGGAUCAGCCUUACUCUGUGAUGCAGGUCAUCUGCCAAAGCCAGCUGGAGAUCUAUAAGGCUGUGCAGUCCUUGCCCAAAGCCCUGAGGCAACGCUACAUGCUCAUACGCUAUGAGGACCUGGUCCGGGACCCCACUGGCCAGACUGCCCAAAUGUAUAAAUAUGUGGGACUGAAAUUCUUGCCUCACCUCCAGACCUGGGUGUACAACAUCACUAGAGGCAAGGGCAUGGGUAGUCACGCCUUCCACACUAAUGCCAGGAAUGCCCUCAACACCUCCCAGGCCUGGCGCUGGACCUUGCCUUACAAGAAGGUUUCUCGACUUCAGAAAGUCUGCAAUGAUACCAUGACUUUGCUGGGCUACCACCUUGUCAGAUCGGAGCAAGAGCAGAAAAACCUGUCCCUGGACCUUCUGUCUGCAUGGACUCCCUCCAAGUAA
Molecule: messenger RNA, 1231 nt
Organism: Lontra canadensis (Northern American river otter)
Lineage: Eukaryota; Metazoa; Chordata; Mammalia; Carnivora; Mustelidae
Gene: CHST4
Product: carbohydrate sulfotransferase 4
Exons: 2
Coding region: 77-1231 (384 amino acids)
Biological process (GO): protein sulfation; N-acetylglucosamine metabolic process; carbohydrate metabolic process
Cellular component (GO): Golgi membrane
Molecular function (GO): N-acetylglucosamine 6-O-sulfotransferase activity
Source: RefSeq, a predicted model, not a curated record